AUGGCCGACCUCUCACUUGGUCCGCUGCGGAUUGCGAAUCCCGAUGAUGCUUCGCCCGAUACGCCAUUGCAGCCUCAACCGCCCGCAUCUCAGUUCCCCCGGGUUUCGCCUCUGGUCGACGCCGAUGGGAGGACAGAUUAUAUCUCCGCCACCCCUCAGCGCUCUCACAGCCCUGUGUCCCCAAUGGAGUCCGAGACCGGGCCCGAAGACCUCCCAUCUCACGCGGUAGCUCCCCCGUCGUUCUCGUCAAUACCAUCGUCUACGCCCACGCAACCUAGCUUCAUCCAAAAUAAUGCAUCCGCCGAGCGGCUCGCCCAGCGACAAAACAUCCCCUAUAGCUAUCAAGAUCAGCAACAAGCACAAUUUCCUCAAUAUCCUACCAUGAUGCCUCAGAACCUCCACGAUCCCAGGUCGAAUGCCUCACGUCCGGGUUCCGCAUAUUACACUCAGUUGCCGGUCAACGGCUCAGCUACCAACGGGGUUUCCCGGCAAGGAUCGUAUAGAGUUCGGAGCGAUGGGUCAGGCUCCACAGGAUUUCCUCAACGGACAUCCUCAAAGCGCUCGGGACUGGGAGACGUUGCUGGAGUGCCGUCAAGAGACGAUAGUCACACCGAAAGAGCAUAUGGUCAAGGACAAUAUACCCCGGGCAACGGACCAUUACCUCCGCGGAGAACUUCUCGGGGUGUGCCCGGCCCUCGCAUGGGAAGUACACCGACCGGCAACACACCCCUCUCCACCACCCCUAUUUCCAUACAGACACCCUUAUCAAGUUCCCCGUACAACAUGGAAGACCGUCCCCUGACUAGCGCCGAGGAGUGGCAAGAGCGCGGAGCCGCCGUCGGAGUAAAGAAGGAGAUUGGAGCAGAUGGAACUGUAGCUUAUAAACCGGUCAAGAAGGGUGUGAGGGACUUCAAUUUCGGCCAGACCCUUGGAGAGGGCUCUUACAGCACCGUCCUCGCCGCUACGGAUCGCGCCAGUGGACGACAGUAUGCCAUCAAGGUCCUAGACAAGAGGCAUAUCAUCAAGGAGAAGAAGGUCAAAUACGUUAACAUCGAGAAAGACACCUUGAACCGCUUGACCGACCACCCGGGCGUGGUGAGACUGUAUUACACAUUCCAAGAUGAGCGAUCUCUAUACUUUGUCCUGGAUUUGUGUCCCGGUGGAGAGCUGCUCGGAGUUCUGAAGCGGAUGUCGACCUUUGAUGAGGAGUGCACUCGAUUCUACGGCGCACAAAUACUGGACACCAUUGAGUAUAUGCAUAGCCGGGGCGUCAUCCAUCGCGAUCUGAAACCUGAAAAUCUCUUGCUCGACGAAAACAUGCACAUCAAGGUCACCGACUUUGGAACGGCCAAACUGCUGCCUGAAAGGCGGAACGCCGAAGGCAGAGUCGAUUUCGAACCCGACUCCACCUCGACCGAAAACAGGGCCAACUCCUUUGUGGGCACCGCAGAGUAUGUGAGUCCCGAGUUGCUGACCGACAAGAACGCAUGCAAGGCCAGCGACAUGUGGGCAUUUGGCUGCAUCAUUUAUCAACUAUUGGCGGGACGGCCGCCUUUCAAGGCCGUCAACGACUAUCAGACCUUCCAGAAGAUUGUUGCGCUCGACUACGAGUUUCCACGAGGGUUUCCUGACGUCGCCCGAGAUUUGGUUGAGCGGUUGCUAGUUCUCGACCCCCAAAGACGGUUAUCAAUCGAACAUGCAAAGAACCAUCCUUUCUUCACCGGCAUCCGGUGGGGUCGAGACUUGUGGAAGCAGAUAGCACCGCGGUUAAAGCCAUAUGUUCCUCCUGCAGCACCACCUAUCAAACUCAACGGCAGCAGUGCACAAGACAGCUAUCCACCAGAUAUCAUUCCCGGCCACAGUACGCAUCCGACGAUGCUCCCUCCCAACAACCAAAAGCCGCAGCCGAGAGUUGUUACAGAACUCCCGCCGCCAAGCCAACUCGACAUCGAAUGGUCACCUGUCCUCACGAGAAAUAACGAGCGGAUUCUCAAGCUAGGCAAUCUGACUGUGUUGUCGACGCCCAACCCUCACAGUCCGCACGGUAACGAGGGCGGGGGCAAACUAUCGAGAUUGUUCGGCGGCAGCAACACCAAGAAACGGCAAAGGCUCGUUAUGGUGACCUCGAGUGCAAGGAUCAUUAUUGCCGCGGCUGGUGGGGAGGACAAGAAGCCGAAGUCGGAAAUCUCGCUCCUCUCGCCAGGGACUGAAUAUUCCAGCGCGACCGAUUCCAAGGGAGUGACCCAAUGGAUUGUCAACACCAAGGACCGACACUAUGUUUUCGAGGACCUAAAGCCCCAGUCAGGUGAACCGAUGGCCACAGCGCUUGCAGCGCAGGAGUGGCUGGACGUGUUAGGACGAGCACGAGAAAUUGCGCUAUCCUCGCAGAAUGCCAACAACAGUUACUCAAACGACGACGCCCUCAAUCUCUCGUCCUCGGCGUUGUCGAGCCAUGCCAGCACCAUUGAUCAACCGACGGAUCUCAGUCCUCACAACGCAAAUCAAUCACAUUCUGGGCGAGGAAUGCUGCACAAGCAACAUUCAGGCGGCGACGCCGAGUCGCUGAAAGGGAGAAAGCGGUUCAGCAAGCGGCAGUCCAAAAGUGGACUGACUGCAGUCUUCUAG
Molecule: messenger RNA, 2625 nt
Organism: Cladophialophora psammophila CBS 110553
Lineage: Eukaryota; Fungi; Ascomycota; Eurotiomycetes; Chaetothyriales; Herpotrichiellaceae
Product: AGC/PDK1 protein kinase
Exons: 2
Coding region: 1-2625 (874 amino acids)
Biological process (GO): peptidyl-serine phosphorylation; intracellular signal transduction
Molecular function (GO): protein serine/threonine kinase activity; ATP binding
Source: RefSeq, a predicted model, not a curated record